GUUCUCUUAGUGAUCUGAUACAUUUUAGUGUGUGCGUGUGGAGAAAACUUGUGAAUAUUUCUUUUUGUUUUGCAAAAUAAAAGUGUAGUUGUUUUAUAUUUAAUCAACAAAUCUCUUGCCAAUCAUUGACAAUGGCUUCCGAAGAAGAAAAUGAGGAAACUAUCCAUGAAGAGGAGGAGGCAGCAGAUGAGACCGCUCAACAAGCUGAACUAUCUAAUGACUCGGAUGCACCUUUGAAGCCAAAUAAUGACGAAGAUGACGAUUACGAUCCCGAGGAUACGCGAAAAAAGAAAAAGGGUAAAAAGCGCAAAACCAGAAAAGGCGAAGAAAAGGGUCGUAAGAAAAAGAAACGCAAGAAGAAUGAAAGUGAGGAUGACAGUGAUUUUAUGCAGCAUGACGAUGAUGCAGACUACGCCAAUACUUCGUCGUCGAAGCGAGGGCGUAAACGCAAGGAAGUUGAUAAAUCAAGCAAAGAAAAGGAAACAUCAUCAUCGGGCAUGCCAUCUGUCGAAGAUGUCUGUUUGGCAUUUGAUGUGACCGAUGUUGAUAUUCAAUAUACCGAAGAGGAGCUACAACAAUUGACAACCUAUAAGGCUUUUACACAGCACGUCCGGCCAAUAUUGCAAAAAGAGAAUACCAAAGUACCGGCACCCAAGCUGAUGAUGUUGGUAACGGCUAAAUGGCGUGAGUUUUGUGAUGCUCAUCCGAAUCUUGUGCAAAAUGAACAAAAUGAAACAGCCAAUGAACCUAGAUCAUCGCGCUCAUCGAGGAAUGAAAAGCCCGAUGAUUUGUACGAGGAGGAAGAAGACGAAGAAGAGGAGGAAGAAAAAGAAUCCUCGUCUAGUGCCCGUCGUAAACGUGGUGGACGUGGUCGUGGCAAAAAAGGUCGUCGUUCCGGUAAAGUUCCUACGCUCAAGAUCAAAUUUGGCAAACGCAAACGUGGCAGUUCCGACGAAGAUCAAGAUGCCUCGGGGGCUUCGGAAAGAGAUUCCGAUAUAGAAUUUGAGAAAAUGUUACAAAAAUCCGAUGACAGUGCUGAUGAUAUACCCAAUACAUCUUCAGCAGCCGCAACAGCCUCUACAUCGGCGGCAGCAGCAGCCAGUGGUGAGGCUGGGGCCACAAAUGAUGAUGGCACACCGGUGGUUAAGAAGAAGGCCAAAGUUAAAAUUGGCAAUAAAUUCAAGAAAAAGAAGAAGCUCAAGACCACUUCUCGUUUUCCCGACGGCGAGGAUGGGGAACAUGAACACCAGGACUAUUGUGAGGUGUGUCAACAGGGUGGUGAAAUUAUUCUGUGCGAUACUUGUCCCAGGGCUUAUCAUUUGGUUUGUUUAGAACCCGAAUUGGAAGAGCCACCAGAAGGCAAAUGGUCUUGCCCCCAUUGUGAGGCUGAUGGCGGAGCUGCCGAGGAAGACGACGAUGAUGAACAUCAGGAAUUCUGUCGCAUCUGUAAGGAUGGUGGUGAAUUGUUGUGUUGCGAUUCUUGCCCUUCGGCCUAUCACACGUUCUGUCUCAAUCCCCCGUUGGAUACAAUACCGGAUGGCGAUUGGAGAUGUCCACGCUGUAGCUGUCCGGCGCUAACGGGCAAACCUGAGAAAAUAAUCACAUGGCGUUGGGCAGAGACCAAAGACGCGAAAGGCAAAGGCAAGAAUGGAUCCCGUACCCGGGAAUAUUUCGUCAAGUGGCACAAUAUGUCCUAUUGGCACUGUGAGUGGGUACCAGAGAUUCAAAUGGAGGUACAUCAUCCACUGAUGAUCCGUUCAUUUUCACGUAAAUACGAUAUGGAAGAGCCACCUAAGUUCGAAGAAACUCUGGACGAAGCCGAUUCUCGUUAUGUACGCAUACAGCGGCACAAGGCCAAGGGCGGUAUCCAGGCCGAUGAGGAAGACGAACAAUAUAAAAAAGACUUGGAAGAUCGUUUCUAUAAGAAUGGUGUCAAACCGGAAUGGUUGAUUGUCCAGCGUGUCAUUAAUCAUCGCACAGCUCGGGAUGGCACCACCAUGUAUUUGGUAAAAUGGCGGGAUUUGCCCUAUGACAAGUCCACAUGGGAGGAUGAAAGUGAUGAUAUUCCCGGUCUGAAGCAGGCCAUUGACUAUUAUUUGGAUUUAAGGGCCAUGUGUACGUCCGAGCAACGUUUGAAUAAAAAGAAGAAGGGACGCAAGAGCAAAAACAAGGAUCUGGAAGAGGAGGAACGCCCGCAGCGACGUUUCACACCACCGCCAGAGAAGCCCACAACGGAUUUGAAAAAGAAAUACGAAGGCCAGCCACCCUUUUUGGAAGCCACCGGCAUGCAGUUGCAUCCUUAUCAAAUUGAGGGUAUCAAUUGGUUACGCUACUCCUGGAGCAAUGGCGUGGACACCAUUUUGGCCGAUGAAAUGGGUUUGGGUAAAACCAUCCAGACUGUCACCUUUUUGUAUUCCCUCUACAAGGAGGGGCAUUGUAAGGGCCCAUUCUUGGUUGCGGUGCCUCUGUCGACCAUCAUCAAUUGGGAAAGAGAAUUUGAGCUGUGGGCUCCAGAUUUCUAUUGCAUUACCUAUGUGGGAGACAAGGAUUCCAGGGCGGUCAUUCGUGAAAAUGAACUGUCCUUUGAGGAGGGAGCCAUCCGCGGCGGCAAGGCCUCACGCCUGCGUACUAAUCAAUACAAAUUCAAUGUUCUGCUGACAAGUUAUGAAUUGAUUACCAUGGAUGCUGCCUGUCUGGGUUCCAUUGACUGGGCGGUGUUGGUUGUAGAUGAGGCCCAUCGCCUGAAAUCGAAUCAAAGUAAAUUCUUCCGAAUUCUCAAUUCGUAUACCAUCACCUAUAAACUGCUGUUGACUGGUACCCCUUUGCAAAAUAAUCUCGAAGAGUUGUUCCAUCUGCUGAACUUUUUGUCCGGAGACAAAUUCAAUGAUUUGAAUGCUUUCCAAAAUGAAUUUGCCGAUGUAUCGAAGGAGGAACAGGUGAAACGUCUACAUGAAAUGUUGGGACCCCACAUGUUGCGUCGCCUCAAGGCUGAUGUCCUCAAGAAUAUGCCCUCAAAGUCGGAGUUUAUUGUACGCGUUGAAUUGUCGGCUCUGCAAAAGAAAUUCUACAAAUUUAUCCUGACCAAAAACUAUGAGGCCCUUAACUCCAAGAGUGGUGGCAAUUCAUGUUCCCUGGUCAAUGUUAUGAUGGAUUUGAAGAAAUGUUGCAACCAUCCCUACUUGUUCCCCUCUGCGGCUGAAGAGGCAGCCACCACAGCUGGUGGCCUCUAUGAAAUCACAUCGCUGACGAAAGCGGCUGGAAAACUGGUGUUGCUAUCGAAAAUGUUGAAGCAGCUGAAGGAACAAGGUCACCGUGUUUUGAUUUUCUCGCAGAUGACUAAAAUGUUGGAUAUUCUGGAAGAUUUCCUGGAAGGUGAAGGCUAUAAAUAUGAACGUAUUGAUGGUGGCAUCACUGGAAACUUACGUCAAGAGGCUAUCGAUCGGUUCAAUGCUCCGGGUGCCCAGCAAUUUGUGUUUUUGUUAAGUACCAGAGCCGGUGGUUUGGGUAUCAAUUUGGCCACAGCCGAUACGGUCAUCAUUUACGAUUCCGAUUGGAAUCCUCACAAUGAUAUUCAGGCCUUCUCGCGAGCCCAUCGUAUUGGCCAGGCCAAUAAGGUGAUGAUCUAUCGUUUUGUAACCCGUAAUUCGGUCGAGGAACGUGUCACCCAGGUGGCUAAGCGUAAAAUGAUGUUGACCCAUUUGGUGGUACGACCCGGCAUGGGUGGCAAAGGUGCAAAUUUCACCAAACAAGAAUUGGAUGAUAUUUUGCGAUUUGGUACCGAGGAGCUGUUCAAGGAAGAUGACAAAGAGGAGGCCAUUCACUACGAUGACAAGGCAGUGGCUGAGCUGUUGGAUCGCUCCAACAAGGGUAUCGAGGAGAAGGAAUCCUGGGCAAAUGAAUAUCUCUCGUCGUUCAAAGUGGCUUCGUAUGCCACCAAAGAAGAGGAGGAAGAAGAGGAAACGGAGAUCAUCAAACAGGAAGCGGAGAAUUCCGAUCCCGCCUAUUGGGUUAAACUUUUGCGUCAUCACUAUGAGCAGCACCAGGAGGAUGUGUCGCGUACCCUGGGCAAAGGUAAACGUGUACGUAAACAGGUGAAUUACACCGAUGGUGGUGUGGUGGCGGCAGAAUCCACACGUGACGAUAGCAAUUGGCAGGACAACAACUCGGAAUAUAAUUCCGAUUAUUCAGCUGGCUCCGAGGAGGAUGGCGGAGAUGAUGACUUUGAUGAGCAGAACGGUGCUGAGGGUGGACGCAAAGCACGGCGUCGUGUUGAACGUCGGGAUGAUCGUCCAUUGGCUCCGCUUUUGGCUCGUGUUGGUGGUAACAUUGAAGUGUUUGGCUUCAAUUCACGUCAACGCAAGAGUUUCCUCAAUGCCAUUAUGCGUUAUGGCAUGCCACCCCAGGAUGCAUUCAAUUCACAAUGGUUGGUGCGCGAUUUGCGUGGCAAAUCGGAGCGAAACUUCAAGGCCUAUGUUUCAUUAUUUAUGCGUCAUUUGUGUGAGCCAGGGGCAGAUAAUGCCGAAACCUUUGCUGAUGGUGUGCCACGUGAGGGUCUGUCCAGACAGCAUGUUCUGACACGUAUUGGUGUUAUGUCUUUGAUCCGAAAGAAAGUCCAAGAAUUUGAGCACAUCAAUGGCUAUUAUAGUAUGCCGGAAUUGAUUUUGAAACCCUGUGAGCCGGUAAAGUCACUGCAAAAGGAGGAGGGUUCCAUUGUGGAGGGUGGUGGGGUAGGUGUAGCAGCAGCUGUUGGUGGUGGAGCUAAACCCGAAGAUAAGAGUGCUACCACAAGUACAAGUGCAACACCAGCCACAAGUGCUGCUCCCAGUCCAGCACCGGUGGACAAAGUGGAGGAUAGCAAACCCAGCACUACGGCAGGUAAUGAUGACGUCAAGAAAGAAUCCGGAGAAACUGAAGACAAGAAAUCCACAGAGGUUGAUUCCGACAAAAAGGAAGAAAAACCAGAGGUCUCUGCAGAUGAUGUCAAAAAAGAAGCUGGCGAAAAAGAUAAGGAGUUGGCGCCUGAUAGCAAAGAUGGCAUUAAAGAUGAAAAGCCUGACACCCGCGAUCUUAAAAAGGAAAGUUCCGAUGGUGGUGGCGGUGAGGUUAAAAGUGAAAAGGAUGGUGCCAGCGACGCUGCAAAGGAAGAAAAGGCAAAAGAAGAAGCCAACAAAACUGAAAUUAUUGAUGAUGAUGACGAUGAUGUUCUGAUCAUUAAAGAUGACGGCGAAGUUGAGAAACCCUCACAGAGCAUCCAUAAAUCGGUUGCUGCCGCUUCUUCUUCUUCCGCCGACAACAAAGAAGGUUUGACUAAACCCAAAAUAGAAGAAAGUCUUGAAGUCUUGAAACGUAAAUUUAUGUUCAACAUUGCCGAUGGCGGUUUCACUGAACUCCACACAUUGUGGCUGAACGAGGAGAAGGCAGCCGUACCCGGUCGUGAAUAUGAAAUAUGGCAUCGUCGCCACGACUAUUGGUUGUUGGCUGGCAUCGUCACCCAUGGCUAUGGCCGCUGGCAGGAUAUUCAAAACGACAUACGUUUUGCCAUUAUCAAUGAACCAUUCAAAAUGGACGUUGGUAAGGGCAAUUUCUUGGAAAUCAAAAACAAGUUCCUCGCCAGGCGUUUCAAACUACUCGAACAAUCCUUGGUCAUCGAGGAACAAUUGCGCAGGGCCGCAUUCCUCAACCUUGCCCAAGAUCCCACACAUCCGGCGAUGUCUUUGAAUGCCCGUUUUGCUGAAGUCGAAUGUUUGGCCGAGUCCCAUCAACAUUUGAGCAAAGAAUCUUUGGCUGGUAAUAAGCCGGCCAAUGCUGUACUCCAUAAGGUACUGAAUCAAUUGGAGGAGCUGCUUUCGGACAUGAAGAGUGAUGUGUCACGAUUGCCAGCCACAUUGGCUAGAAUACCACCGGUGGCACAGCGUUUGCAAAUGUCCGAACGGUCGAUAUUGUCACGUUUGGCGGCAACAGCAGGAAAUGUUAAUAAUGCAGCUCAAUUGAUGCCCCAAUUCCCAGCCGGUUUUCAAGGAACCAAUUUGCCCGCUUUUGCCGGUGGACCAGCUGCAAACUUUGGCAAUUUCCGACCACAAUUCUCUGUACCCGGUCAGUUAUCGGCUAACAAUACAUCUAAUGUAGGAGGAAAUUAAUUUGUAGCUCUAAACUUUUUACAUAAAAUAAAUAAUCUAUAUAUACAAAUAUAUAAUAUAUCUCUAAUAUAUGCUUGAAGAAUAAUAACAAUAAUAAAAAACCAGACACAGUUUAAUAAUGAAUGUAUAAUGAGUGUACGCGCGUUGCACAAAUUGUGCAAGUAAUAAUUUUUACAAGUAUAAAAUAAAGUAUCAAUAAGAAUCAUUUCUAUUUGUAGUAGUCUUUUUAGUAUUGUGUACUUUAAACAAAUUUUAUUUCGAAUAAAAUAUUUCGCUGCAACAACUACUUUUAGAAUAAAGAUUUCGAACUCUUAUAAUAUACAAAUACAACAAUAAAUAUACCAACAUAUUUUAAAAAA
Messenger RNA from Musca domestica (house fly), 6496 nucleotides. RefSeq names its product chromodomain-helicase-DNA-binding protein Mi-2 homolog (gene Mi-2). The record is from RefSeq and is a predicted model, not a curated record. Gene Ontology annotation, molecular function: DNA binding; ATP-dependent chromatin remodeler activity; histone binding. Gene Ontology annotation, cellular component: chromatin; nucleus. Lineage: Eukaryota; Metazoa; Arthropoda; Insecta; Diptera; Muscidae. The transcript has 6 exons. The coding region runs from base 132 to 6137 and encodes 2001 amino acids. Gene Ontology annotation, biological process: chromatin remodeling; negative regulation of transcription by RNA polymerase II.